Choloepus didactylus (southern two-toed sloth) is the source of this 324-nucleotide messenger RNA. RefSeq names its product tubulin-specific chaperone A-like. Gene Ontology annotation, molecular function: beta-tubulin binding. The record is from RefSeq and is a predicted model, not a curated record. The transcript has a single exon. Gene Ontology annotation, cellular component: cytosol; microtubule cytoskeleton. Lineage: Eukaryota; Metazoa; Chordata; Mammalia; Pilosa; Megalonychidae. The coding region runs from base 10 to 324 and encodes 104 amino acids. Gene Ontology annotation, biological process: tubulin complex assembly; post-chaperonin tubulin folding pathway.
CAAGAGACUAUGGCGGAUCCUCGCAUCAGGCAGAUCAAGAUCAAAACCCAUGUGGUGAAGCAAUUGAUCAAAGAAAAAGUGAUGUAUGAAAAAGAAGCUAAACAACAAGAAGAAAAGGUUGAAAAAAUGAGAGCUGAAGAUGGUGAAAAUUAUGCCAUUAAAAAGCAGGCAGAGAUCCUACAAGAGUCCCGGAUGAUGAACCCAGAUUGCCAGCGCAGGUUGGAAGCUGCAUACACCGAUCUUCUGCAGUUAUUAGAAAGUGAAAAUGACUUGGAAGAAGCUGAGGAAUAUUCAGUACUGGAUUCAGUGAAGUUAGAAGCCUGA